Pygocentrus nattereri (red-bellied piranha) is the source of this 962-nucleotide messenger RNA. It is a transcript of the gene syce3, whose product is annotated as synaptonemal complex central element protein 3. Bases 430 to 720 code for a protein of 96 amino acids. NCBI's taxonomy places the organism in Eukaryota, Metazoa, Chordata, Actinopteri, Characiformes, Serrasalmidae. The record is from RefSeq and is a predicted model, not a curated record. The transcript is spliced from 3 exons. Gene Ontology annotation, biological process: synaptonemal complex assembly; reciprocal meiotic recombination; spermatogenesis.
ACAUUGUAUGAGUUUUGGUAUUAGCUGUAUUUUGUUACAGAUUGUAGUUUAAAGACUCAGACUCUUCCCCCAAGAGCUCUUGUGUUCACAGUAUUCAGUGAAGUCCAUCCAGUGUAUUUUCACUAUACGUCACCGCAUGAACAAAAUUAUAUGCUUAAUUCACGACUGUCUGCACAUCUGGGCUAAGUAUCAUAAUCUAUGGCUGUGUCUUAAACCGUAUAUACCAUACUAAAUAGCAUGUCAGUUCAGUACACCGCAAACAACGCGGUUACUAUUUAGAACAUACUGUUUAGUACGUUGGUAUGCGGAUUGAGACACAGCCUAUGCUUGAAAGUAGGCGCGUGCACAGACAGAGAAACACGGUUAUCCCUGAAACCUCCUGUAAAAACACCGGCUCUCAGAAACGCUGUGCUAAUACCCGGUUGAGAGAUGGUUGACAGUGCUUCAGCUGGUGAACAGCGUGAGGAUUUUUGUCGUGACAGUUUACAGCUCAACAAAGAUUUAGAGAAAAUGACUGAAGAAAUGGAGAAUAUUUCAGUGCAUUUGAGUUGGAUGGCUUAUGAUAUGGUCGUACAGCGUACUGACCCCCAGCUUGGAAAAUCCCUCAAGAGGUUGGAGGACGAAUACCUUCAUUGUGAAGCUGUUAUACUCGGCUUCGCGGACAAGAAGCAUAUAGAUGUCCACUCUGCAGUUGUAAACCAGAAGGCAGCCCAGGAGUAGAUGCUGAUUUGUUUCUGUACACAGCUUUCUGUUUCUGUUGUUCACUUGUUGUUGUCAUUGUUAUUGUAGUUCAUGAAAAUGUGUUAAUUCAGCACUUGGGGUUACAGGGAGCCUGUACAUUAACAGUUGAUUUGUUUUGUAAAAAACAAAAAAAAGACUUAAGUAACAUCUUAAGUCUCAUUGGAAUGGGUGUAAUCACCUGUGCACACCGGAAAUAAAAUGUGUUGGUUAAUUGUUUGGAA